Lolium rigidum is the source of this 1557-nucleotide messenger RNA. Its product is annotated as noroxomaritidine synthase-like. The record is from RefSeq and is a predicted model, not a curated record. The transcript is spliced from 2 exons. Lineage: Eukaryota; Viridiplantae; Streptophyta; Magnoliopsida; Poales; Poaceae. Gene Ontology annotation, molecular function: iron ion binding; oxidoreductase activity, acting on paired donors, with incorporation or reduction of molecular oxygen; monooxygenase activity. The coding region runs from base 1 to 1536 and encodes 511 amino acids.
AUGGGCUCUUUCUGGAGCUUCCUUGUGUCCUACCCUGAGGUAUACCUAUCCAUCAGCUGCUUCUUGUGCAUAUCCCUCAUCCGCCUCAUCCGGCGGUGCCAAAAGAGUGACAUCCCAGUGAACUGGCCUGUCGUGGGUAUGCUUCCCUUCCUCUUGAGGAAUAUGUACCACAUUCAUGACAAGGUUGCAGGUUUCCUUCAUGAGGCGGGGUGGAACUCCAUGGUCUUUGGCCCAUGGUUCCUCAACAUGAAUUUCUUCGUGACCUGCGACCCCGCCACUGCCAACCACUGCCUCAAUGCCAACUUCAAGAAGUAUCCAAAAGGCAAUGACUUUGCCGAGAUGCUUGAUUUCCUGGGUGGUGCGAUCCUUGUGUCGGACUUUGAGUCCUGGGAAUAUCAGCGUCAUAUGGUGAUGGUCAACCUUGGCUCCCGUGUAUUUAGAUCCUUCGCCAUGUCCACCAUCACGAGGAAGGCCAGCACGACCUUGUUACCCUACCUUGAUGACAUGGCUAAGCUCGGCUCGGAGGUCGAGCUGGAGGGCGUCUUCAUGAGGUUCUUUCUUGAUGUCACGUACACCAGUGCUUUCGCAACUGACCUUGACUGCUUGUCUAUGUCUCGCCCGAUCCAUGCGUUCGGCCAAGCCACAAAGGAAGUGGAGGAGGGGGUGCUGUUCAGGCACAUGAUGCCACCGAGCUUGUGGAAGUUCUUGAGGGUGCUCAAUGUUGGGAGCGAGAAGAAGAUGGCGAAUGCAAGGGUGGUGAUCGACAGGUUCAUCUAUGAGGAGAUCGCCAAGCGGAAGACAAAGCGGAACAAGGAAAGCCAGGGAGACGUGCUCUCCUUGUUGAUGAAGUGGCCCAUGGAUCCCAGCAUGAGCGAGCAGCAGAUGACCCUGUUCCGGCGUGACACGGUCAUGGCGUUCAUCUUCGCCACAAAGGACCUCAUUGCUGUGACGCUCACGUGGUUCUUCUACAUGAUGUGCAAGCACCCGCAUGUCGAGGCGAGGAUCCUUGAGGAGGUCAAGGCCCUGCAGAGCACUACGUUGCCAGGGAACCUCUCGGUCUUCGAGGGUGACAUGCUCCGGCGUGCUAUUUACCUCCAAGCUGCGCUCCUGGAGACACUCAGGCUCUUCCCGGCAGCCCCAUUCGAGGAGGUGGAGGCCUGCGCCGACGAUGUCCUGCCAAAUGGUGCCAGGAUAAGCAAGGGUACAAGGAUCGUCUUCUCGAUCUACGCCAUGGGGAGGGCUGAAGGGAUAUGGGGCAAGGAUUGCCUGGAAUUCAGGCCGGAGCGGUGGGUAUCGAAGAGCGGCGGUCUCCGCCACGUGCCAGGCUACAAGUUCCUCGCCUUCAACUCCGGGCCCAGAAGUUGCGUGGGGAAGAACCUUGCCUUGAGCAACAUGAAGAUGGUAGCUGCUUCCAUCAUUUACAACUUCAAGAUGGAGCUGGUGGAAGGCCAUACCGUGAUGCCUCAAAGCUCGAUCGUACUGCACACAAGGAACGGGGUCAUGGUUAGGCUCAAGAGAAGGGAGGCAGCUGCUUGAUUUUUACUGCUAUCUGUCCUU